This is a messenger RNA of Bacillus rossius redtenbacheri, 2709 nucleotides long. Its product is annotated as outer dynein arm-docking complex subunit 4-like. The record is from RefSeq and is a predicted model, not a curated record. The coding region runs from base 1 to 1299 and encodes 432 amino acids. Gene Ontology annotation, cellular component: cytoplasm. NCBI's taxonomy places the organism in Eukaryota, Metazoa, Arthropoda, Insecta, Phasmatodea, Bacillidae. The transcript is spliced from 6 exons. Gene Ontology annotation, molecular function: protein binding.
AUGGCGCCCAAGGCGCGCGCGGGCCAGAGGACCGCCAAGGACAGCAAGGCGAGCCAGGGCAACAACGACUCCGAGGCGAAGAUCCUGUGCGACGAGGCAGCCGGCCACCUCAAGACAGGCAACUACAAGAAGGCGCUCAGCGCCUACAACUCGCGAGGCAUGGCGGGCCAGCCGAGGAGUCCCUCGGCCAGCGAGCAGGUGCAGGGCAUCCUCAGCACGUCGCGCGACGCCGAGGUGCUGCAGAGCUUCCUGCGCGUGGACGCGGGGGGCGGAGUGGCGGAGGACAGCCCGAGGGCCCGCUCGCACGACGGCUCCAAGCCCCCCGGCGCCACCAGCUUCUCGCAGCUGACGCAGGGCCUGCACCUGCACGAGGGGCGCAGCCCCAGGAGGAGGAACAAGAAGGGCGGCGAGCGCCAGAGGCUGCAGGAGGAGGUGUACACGGACAAGGACCGCGCCGCCGCCGUGGUGAUGGGCAGCCGCGACAUCAAGCAGUCGCUGCGGCUCAAGAGGAAGCAGGACCGCAGCCGCGCGCUGCAGAUCCCCGCCGAGGCCGAGCCGGGCGCGCUGCUGGCGCUGGGCAGCCGCGAGAUGCGCUCGGGGAACGUGCGCAGCGCCAUCGGCUUCGUGCACAAGGCGCUGGAGCUGAACCCGGGCGACAAGAACGCGCUGGUGGCGCGCAGCAAGUGCUACCUGCUGCUGGGCGAGCCGCAGUUGGCGCUGCAGGACGCCGAGACGGCGCUGCAAGGCGACAAGAGCUUCAUCCGAGGCUUGUUCCAGAAGGCCGAGUCGCUGUACCACCUGGGCGACUUCGAGCACAGCCUAAUGUACUACCACCGCGGCCUGAGGCUGCGGCCAGAGCUGGAGAGCUUCCGGCUGGGCGUGCAGAAGGCGCAGGAGGCCAUCGAAAACACCAUCGGCAGCCAGAGCAAGGCGGCGGCGACGGCGGCGGCCAGGCCUCGGCCGCGGUCGACCUCGGGCUCGGGCUCGGGUUCGGGCUCGGACAGGGCCGAGCGGGCGCGCGGCAGCCGGCCGGCCUCCACGGCCAGCCAGCGACAGGCGCGCCACCUGCUCGGCGAGCUCAGCCUGGACAAGCAGUACCUGGAGCAGCUGCUCAGGCACCCCGAUAUCAAGACCUGCAGCAGUCAAGGAAAAACCAAUAACAUAGCAACUUUUGCGGAGGAAGGAAUUGCAUUUCUGAACAAUAGACAAGAGUUUUGGCGCCAGCAGAGACCAACCACAACUUCGAAGAAGACGAAAGAGCAUCAACAGACGACAAAAACUACCCAACUCGUACACUAACCAUUUGUUACCUGUUUUAUCCACUGUAUUGCUGAUCCGAUUAGCACUACAUCUGCAAAGUGAACGAAAUUAUUUUUUAACCGAUAACUUCGACACAUCUAUGGUGUCAGGGAGAUAACUAUCGUGUUUUCGACCGGAUUUCGAAUUAGCUUGUUCUAAUAGAGGAAUAGGGUAAAUUGUGCAACAGAACUUAAGAAGUCUUUAAAUAAUUCCCUCCAAAAGAGUGUAAUUCGAACACAAGUAAUGAUUAAAUUAAUCAAUCAUCAUUAAAAUGUUGCUGCCCAUGUUAAUUUUGUGUAUUAAUAAAUGUAGAUUUGGGUAAAUUUAUUUAGAUUUAUUAAUGACUGCGGUAUAUGUAGCAAGCAUGAAGAGACAAAAACGGGCUGUUUCAGAUUAAAUUUUAUGUUGUUGUUUGUUACAUUUAAAUAAUGUGUGUUCACAAUAAACUGAAAUUUUGAGAACGCAUCACACACUGCUUGCACCACACAUAUUGCAUUGUGACUCCAGCAACACACAUUCGAUACUAAUUACUUACUCGUGAAAACUAUUGUUAACAUUACAUGCUUACUCUGGUGAACAAUCCUCCUACUUCGAGUAUCAGUCGAAAAUUGUUUCUUUAUAUUGUUUGCUUUCGGCAUUCAUGUGGCACUACAUUUAAAAAAAAAAAAAAAACGUGGAAAGCUUUUAUGUGCGUCCUUUCACGAGGGUAGCAGCUUAGAAAUUAGAAUAUUAACAUAGCAGCUAGGUGUAGGUCAUUAUGACUAGUAUCAUUAAAAAGCUUAGUGUUGGCGUGCUUAAUUGAGUACGGAUAUUGAGCUUUGUUAUGAAGUUUAGUUUAAUGAGUUUUGUUAAGCAUACGGAGUCAUUUGAAUACUUUUUAAUCAAUGUAUUUGUAAACUUUGUCAGAAGAGACACCCCAAUAACAAUUUUUGCUUUAUUAAUCUAUUUGUAUUGUUAGAGAACAGAAUAAUUUCACUUGAUAAUUUAAAAAUUAAAUGUGAGAUGUAAGAAGUAAUAAAAGUUUAUCAAGUAGGUACCAGGGGCUAAUUCAUGGCGGGGGAAGGAGGGAAACCCACUUUUAUUUUUCUAAGAACCGAACCUUGCAAAAAAAAAUGGAAUGCUGUUUAUUAAUACCAACACAAAAACAUUUAUUAAAGGAUGUAUUGAAAAAAUGUUACGUAUCAUUAAUAAGAAAUUUAUCUGUGCAUUUUUCAAGAAAUUUAUCAACAUGAAGUUGACAACACUGCUUGGUAACGUUACUGUAUAUGGUGGAGUAUAUCUUUAAUGAGAAGUUUAUGCUUUUUUUCGAGGAGUUUCUCAAUAUGAAGUUGACAACACUGCUUGGUAACUAUAGUGUCCGACCAAGGGUGUCCAACAUAGUUUCGCGUGCUGUUAAAGUAAACAAGCAGC